Molecule: messenger RNA, 282 nt
Organism: Penicillium digitatum Pd1
Lineage: Eukaryota; Fungi; Ascomycota; Eurotiomycetes; Eurotiales; Aspergillaceae
Product: L-rhamnose mutarotase
Molecular function (GO): racemase and epimerase activity, acting on carbohydrates and derivatives
Source: RefSeq, a predicted model, not a curated record
AUGGCUCAACCUCAGCCCCGCCGCUUCGCCCAGAUCGUUCACCUCAAGCCUUCUGCUGUGGCAGCAUAUAAAGAGUGCCACGCCAAGGUCUGGCCUGAGAUCCUCCAAAAGAUCAAGGAGUGUAAUAUCGUAGACUACUCAAUCUACUUCGACAACGACCGGACUCUCUUCGCGACUUUCAAGUAUGUCGGCACUGACAUCGAAGCUGAUAUGGAGAGCAUGCGGUCCUCGUCAAAGAUGAGAGAGUGGUGGAACAUGACUGAUGGGAUGCAGGUGGGUUGA